AUGGCAACACGCGCAAAGCUCCUCCGGGGCGUCACCAAUGGGAACUGUAGCCGCGUUUCUAAUCUCAUGGCCCCAGCGGCUAACCGCAACCUUCCCAAGGCGGCGACUCGUCUUUCUUCGGCCGUGUGCCGCUCAUCAGCCGUAUCACAAAGCUGCUCCGUGGGGACGUCGGCUCCGAGGACAUCGAGAUCAUUUUCCAGCACAUCAGCUAGUCUUACCGCGAAGCUUACGACGGAAUCAUAUCCUAGUUUGACGAGAGACACCAGAUUUGCCAAGUUGACACCUGAGCAUGUGGCCUUCUUCAAGGAGCUUCUCGGCCAGGACUCUGCUGUCAUUGAUGGUGUUAAUGCCGAUGCUGCUGCUGAUAUUGAGCCCUUUAAUGAAGAUUGGAUGCACAAAUACAAGGGCCAAUGUCGUCUGGUGUUGAAGCCUGGAUCAACGGAAGAUGUCAGCAAGAUUCUGCGGUAUUGCAAUGAGAAUAUGCUAGCCGUGGUGCCGCAGGGAGGUAAUACAGGGUUGGUGGGUGGUUCGAUCCCGGUGUUUGACGAGAUUGUCAUCAGCAUGGGAAGAAUGAAUACGAUUCAUUCAUUCGAUGAGAUGAGCGGCUCACUCGUGUUGGAUGCCGGCUGCAUCUUGGAGGUGGCAGAUCAGCAUGUUGCUGAAAGGGGCUACAUCUUUCCCCUGGAUCUGGGGGCCAAGGGUUCUUGUCAUGUUGGUGGUAAUGUGUCGACAAAUGCCGGUGGCCUGCGGCUGUUGCGGUACGGCAGUCUUCACGGAAGUGUUCUGGGUAUGGAGGCUGUCUUGCCGGACGGCACCAUCAUGAACGACAUGUGCACCUUGCGCAAGAACAACACGGGCUACGACCUGAAGCAGCUCUUCAUUGGUGCUGAAGGCACUCUCGGAAUAAUCACUAAGCUGGUCGUGCAGUGUGCCCAGCGCUCGCCCGCCGUCAACGUUGCUCUGUUUGGUAUCGAAUCAUAUGAGAAGGCCCAAAAGGCGUUCCGCGAAGCCAAGCUCCAACUGUCGGAGAUCCUCUCAGCCUUUGAGCUCAUGGAUGGAACCAGCCAACGUCUUGUGCACAAAGUCCGCGGUGGGACGAAGCCCUUGGAAAACGACUAUCCCUUUUAUUGCCUGAUCGAGACCAGUGGCUCCAACAGUGAACACGACUACGAAAAGUUGGAAAAGUUCCUGGAAGAUGUCAUGUCAAACGAAGUCAUUGCCGAUGGAGUGGUUGCCCAGGAUGCCACGCAGAUCAAGACUCUGUGGAGCUGGCGGGAGGGCAUCACAGAAUGCAUCGGCCAUUGGGGUGGAACGUACAAGUAUGACGUCUCGAUUCCGCUUUCAGACAUGUACUUGAUUGUGAAUGAUGUCAAGGCCAGGCUGUCCGAUGCUGGACUCCUUGGCGAAACGGAUGACCAUCCCGUUGUGGAUGUUCUUGGCUAUGGCCACAUGGGCGACUCGAACCUCCAUCUCAACAUUGCCGUCAGACGGUACGACAAGGAGGUGGAAAAGGUUUUGGAGCCCUACGUUUACGAAUGGAUCGAAAAACGACAGGGAAGCAUCAGCGCGGAGCAUGGUCUGGGCCUGGCAAAGAAGAACUAUAUUGGGUACAGCCGCAAUGACACCAUGAUUGGUCUGAUGAAGCAGAUCAAGGCAUUGUAUGAUCCGAAGGGCAUCAUGAACCCAUACAAGUACAUCUAG
Molecule: messenger RNA, 1701 nt
Organism: Pochonia chlamydosporia 170
Lineage: Eukaryota; Fungi; Ascomycota; Sordariomycetes; Hypocreales; Clavicipitaceae
Product: D-lactate dehydrogenase 2, mitochondrial precursor
Exons: 2
Coding region: 1-1701 (566 amino acids)
Cellular component (GO): mitochondrion
Molecular function (GO): catalytic activity; FAD binding
Source: RefSeq, a predicted model, not a curated record